AAAUUUUGAGAUUUUUUCCUGCCGCCGCCGUUGGGAGUUUUUUGGGUUUCUGAAUUUGAUCCGGGUAACUGUGCACAAGUCAGGUGACUUCUAUGCAGUUAUGCGGAGCCAAUCGGCACGGCGCUUUUUCGGCUCACACCUUCGCUCGUCUCGAGACCGCUCCGCACAAAAAGGCACCAGCAUCGCGACAGCAGCAGCCCAGAAGCAACCGCCACGACACGACAAUGCUGCGGACAUCUCACAUCAUCAGACGGGCGCCUGCGAUUAACAGGGUCAAGCGCCUGGCGCACCCUGCUCGUGCCUUCCGCGCCGCCGCGAGGGCUGCCUACGAGCAGGAGGAACCGCUCUACCCUGGUGCCCCGAUGCCAAAGUAUCCCGCGACCAGACUCGAGGAGAUGCCGGCUGAGUUGUUCACCAACUCUUUCAACAAGCAGACCCAGAGAGAUAUCAUUCAGGCAAAGAACAGAAAAGUUCGUGCUUUCACCGUCAACUUUGGUCCCCAGCAUCCCGCCGCUCACGGAGUGUUGCGUCUGAUUUUGGAAUUGCACGGUGAAGAGAUCAUUCGCUCGGAUCCCCACGUCGGUCUUUUGCACAGAGGAACCGAGAAGCUGAUAGAAUACAAGACGUAUCUUCAAGCUCUGCCCUACUUUGACCGUCUCGAUUACGUCUCGAUGAUGUCGAACGAGCAGGUCUUUGCGCUGGCGACCGAGAAGCUUCUCAACAUUGACAUUCCCGUCCGCGCCAAGUACAUCCGUGUUUUGUUCGCCGAGAUCUCGCGAGUCCUCAACCACUUGAUGUCGGUCCUUUCCCACGCUAUGGACGUCGGUGCCCUGACUCCCUUCUUGUGGGGUAUGGAGGAGCGAGAAAAGCUUAUGGAGUUUUACGAGCGCGUGUCUGGUGCUCGUCUCCAUGCCGCCUACGUCAGACCCGGUGGUGUCUCACAGGAUCUGCCGGCCGGUCUGCUGGAUGAUAUCUACAUGUGGGCGACCCAGUUUGGCGACAGAAUCGACGAAGUCGAGGAGCUGCUUACCGACAAUCGUAUCUGGAAGCUGCGAACAAUCGGUGUCGGCGUGAUGUCUGCCGAGGAGGUGCUCAACUACUCCUUCAGUGGUGUCAUGAUGCGCGGCUCCGGUGUCCUCUACGACUUGAGAAAGAACCAGCCCUACGAGGUCUACGACAAGAUUGACUUUGACGUCCCCGUCGGUGUCAACGGUGACUGCUACGACAGAUACCUGAUCAGAAUGGCCGAGUUCCGACAAUCGCUUCGCAUCAUCCUCCAGUGCUUGAACGACAUGCCCGCCGGCCCCGUCAAGGUCGAGGACUUCAAGAUCAGCCCUCCUCCCCGCAACAUGAUGAAGGAAGACAUGGAGAGCUUGAUCCACCACUUCUUGCUCUUCACCAAGGGCUACUGCGUCCCUGCCGGUGAGACCUACACCGCUAUCGAGGCGCCCAAGGGUGAGAUGGGUGUCUACGUCGUCUCCGACGGCACCGAGCGACCAUACCGAUGCAAGAUCCGCGCCCCGGGAUUCGCGCAUCUCGGUGGCUUCGACCAGAUCGCGCGUGGUCACUUCCUUCCUGAUGCUGUUGCCAUCAUCGGAACCAUGGACCUUGUGUUUGGAGAGGUCGAUCGUUAAGUAGUCAUGAGAGAAGUAGAGCACCCUCUCUUCUUUCCAUUAUCCACUCAGCUGACGUAGUAUGACGAACGGCGUCAUUCAGCUGCUCAUUAUUUUAAAAUUUCCAAUUUAUAUUUCAUUUUUAUUUUUUCUAGAUUUCCUAUUUCCUAUUCAUACGUGCGAGUUUUUUUUUGCUUUUUUAUUGAUUUGAUUUGAUUUGUUUGUCUUGAUUUGCUUUGAUUUCUAAAGCUGGGCGGAAAGGACUGACGAUGUUCAUGUGUUUUUUGUGGAUUUAAUAGAAGAACUGAACAUAUUUUAUAAGAAAUUGUAGAUUUGCGUAAAUGUGUGGGUAGUUGGCAGAUUUAUAUUCUCAGUGGGUUGA
Myxozyma melibiosi is the source of this 1995-nucleotide messenger RNA. RefSeq names its product NADH-ubiquinone oxidoreductase 49 kDa subunit mitochondrial precursor. NCBI's taxonomy places the organism in Eukaryota, Fungi, Ascomycota, Lipomycetes, Lipomycetales, Lipomycetaceae. The transcript has 4 exons. Gene Ontology annotation, biological process: mitochondrial electron transport, NADH to ubiquinone. The record is from RefSeq and is a predicted model, not a curated record. Bases 93 to 1634 code for a protein of 513 amino acids. Gene Ontology annotation, molecular function: NAD binding; quinone binding; oxidoreductase activity, acting on NAD(P)H.